CGUAGUGCGAGCGUGGUGGCGGUGCAUCGGUUCGCGGACACACACGCACACAGACCGUCUCGCCGCGCAGCGCCUGGUCAGACGGUCCAGCCUGCGUGCGUCAGUCGGCCGGGCUAGGUGCGGGUUGCACGGAGGACCAUCAUCGUCGAGAACCGAAGUCAGCAGACCGUCGGACCUACUUCACUGCCCGGUUCGCCUCCCGGAGAGUCGCCUCGUGACAGCAUCGGCCGUCGGGUUAGUUUCGCCUUGGCGGCAUCACUUCGGAAACUACCGGGUCCGUGUGUUUAGGAUCGAAGUAUUUCCACUGGUGUGGAGUCGUGUCACCCAAAUUCGAACCUCCCCCGGAGAACGGAAGUGACUCGCGGUUCCGGCGCCCGCCUUUGGCAGCCAACUUCUUCCGUUCCAUUAUUAAACGUGUGAAGCGCCUCGGGACAGUGCCAGCGGCGCCUCAGCAUUCCUUCAUCCCCUUACGUGCGCACUAUUAACUCUCGUCUCCACCGACGUCAGGACGGAAGAGUGUUUUGUCACCGAACGAUUCUUGAUCGCUGGCAUUUUUUUCUUGGUUACUUUUCCAGCAUUCUUCCUUCUUAUUUUUUUUUUCUUUCGCUGUCUACAGUCAUCUCUUGUGAGCUUUUUGGCCAUCGACUAGAUUUUGCUGGAUACUGUGCUAUUGAAAAGAGGAGAAGUGACAAGAACGAAACUCAAGCUGUGGUUUUCAAGAAAGUCGUUUGGAUUUUGGUCUCCUGCGAGUUUGCGGCUAAAGGGAGAGGACUAAGAGCCAGGCACGGGUCAGUACACAAGAGUGCACGAACGUCGUCGUCAGGUGCACCUUUGAGGAUGACGCCAAGGAUGACGACGUAAAUGCAGAGUGUGACAGGCUGUGCGGCUUGCCGAGUUAGGGUGCAUCAUCAUAUUGUCUGGAUCUCGGAGCACACAAAGGCAUGACAGUGAAUAUUCAGCUGCAAGAGCACUAAAGCCGCGCCUUUCUACGAGGAUGGAAACAAGAUUUCUAGCAGCGACAAUUUUCCUGGCCUGCGCGCUCGCGCCUUGCGGCCGCUGCCAGGAGGGCGUGCGCGACGACAGCCACGUGGAGAACGUCGUGCACAAGGCCGUUGCCGACGAGUUCAGCAGCGAGAUACUCACCAACCGCACCAGAGCGUACUUGUCAUGUGCCUCCGGCGAGAUGGUGGUGAAAAUCAACUUCAGUGAACCGUUCCGUGGCAUCACUUACGUGGACUACGACAAGACCAGUCCCUGCAAGUUCUACGGCGACGGGAGGAAGUACUACGAGCUAAGGAUACCACUCAAGGGGUGCGGCACCAAACAGGAGGCCCCACGAGUUUUCAUCAACAAUAUCAUCGUACGCUUCCAUCGGUCCCUGGAGCUCGAAGAAGAUGAAAUAAAGACCAUCAUCUGCCGCUACCCACCUCCACUGGCGCCACCGCCUACCAAUGUGAUUGCGCCUAUUAUUGAAGCCCCGCCCAUUUUGCCAGCUACGAAGCACCCGAAACUCUCCGAGGUAGAGUUGCUCCUCAUCAUAUGCGCAUUGCUGUUCCUGACACUUCUGCUUCUGGGCAUAGGAAUCGCUUACUACUGCCUGAAAAAACGCAACAUCAAGGUGGUCAAGAAGAAGAAGGGUAUCUCCUCGGCACCCGCUUCGGAGAUCACUAAGCUCAGCGGCUCAACCAUGGGCACACUGUCUAUGUUUGACCCUAUUCGCAUACCACGGGCAAUGGCCGCCUCCACCUCCGGCUCAGAAGCUGCUCUGCUCACGCCUGUUUCCGCUCAGCGGUCCGAGACGAUACCAUCAGAUUACCCCAGUGAGUCGCCGUCCUCAGCGUCGGACACUGAAGAGGUCGUGGAGCAGCGACACGUCGUUUUAUCGGCUGUCCCUGUACAGAAACAGUACGAUAAUGCCGCCUUUGCAGCCGAGCCAUACCCGGUGGACGCUGAAAGGGCCGAGUCUCUGUCUUCGGUCCAGAUAGCGACAGUCUACAAGCCGUCCAUACCCCGGGCAAAAACGAAGCCGUAUCCGGUAGAUCAAGAACGCGAUGAAUCAGUGUCGUCUCUGCAGCAGGCGCAAAUGAUCCUUAAGGCAGCCUCAGCGAAGCAACAACAACUGCAGGCGAUAUCCGAAAGCGAAGACCAGCUUGACGCAGAGACUUUGGAGAAGAGCUACGCGGCUGUGUCUCGUGUGGUCGCUGCGCCUCCGACCGCGUACAGGGUUGAGCCUCCAGUCUACUCCAAAGUUCGCAAGAAGGAAGAGCCUCGACCACCGUCUCUGUACGGCAGCAUCCCCGACAAUGAUGACUGGUCUCACUCGGAAGUUGAGUUUGCCGCUGAUAUGAAGCCCCUCAUCCGAAAGCCCAAAAGAACCACCCAGGUUCUCACCGACUACCUUGUCACCAAACAAGACGACACAGAUCUCCGUGAGGACGUGACAAAACGCCGCCAGGACAAGUUGCGUACUCUAGCGGUGCCUUCCGAGACUCCUGAUACUUCCGUGUCCGAGAUCACUGCCAUUCCCGAAACAGCGUUAGCUUCACGUAAGCCGAAAAUCACCGUCAAGAAUAUUGACGAGGUGUUCGUGACCACGGAGCACGAGACUAUUGCCACUGAGCACGUCGUGAAGACUACGAAAGAUACCACAGAGCAGCUCGUGAAAUCUCCGACAACACCGCCCUCUUGGGACGUGACUAUUAGGCACUACACGCCGGAGGAUGAAGGACCAUCCGCACCGGUAUCACCAAUUCCUCCAAGGUCGCCUUCUGGACAGCCGCACUAUACAGAAAGACGAACCUGGGAAGCGGAUACAACAGAUGUACAUCAAACAACUGCCACAACCACUGCCGACCACCACCUCCGGGCAAGCUUUUCACCGGAGCCGAAGAUGCCGCGGACCACAUCGCCUCCCGAAUGGGAUGUACUAAACAGGGUGAUCACCCCACCGCCUGUCGAAGGUGUUGAAGAACUUACGCCCGACGUGAAAACGAAGUGGAGGACGCUCGUGACCGUCGACGACGUCUUCCGGACGCUCGUGCACGAGGCGACGACGACGGAAGAGUACGUCCAAAUCAGCCACGACUUCCGGUAUGAGGCCAUGUUCGAACGUCGCGUGUGGGACGUUAUCAUUCGUGUCCUCACGCAUCCGGACCAUCUCCAUCUGCCCAUCCAGGCUGAAUUCCCACCUGAGGUGAAACCGCCGCGUUACCGCAAGAACCAAGAACCAAGACGAAAAGCGUCGCUACCCCACAUACUCUCCGGCGCUGGCAUCCCAGCUGAUCUGAGGUCCUUGCCAGAGUCGCACCGGUCCAACUCGAUUGGCGAUUUCGACAUGAGGUCUAUGACUGAGAUUGACGUAGACUUCUCGCGUCUUGAACGCGAGUCUGUCUCCAGCGAUGACACUGUGCGGACAGGUCUCAGCAUCACCGACCGAGCCACGUCCGAGUUUCUUGAGGACAUCCCCAGCUUCGAGGGCCGGGCUUCUAUUGACGGAUACCUGCCUGUCGUCGAGCGGAUGACUGCCGCACCAGCUGUCGACACGGAUGACGCUCCCAGCGAUUCUACUUUUGACAUUCCCAGCGGCAGAUUCGGGCCCAGCGGCUCCCAGGGUGCCAGUCGCACGUUUGUGGAGCGCUCUUCGAGGCAGUAUUUCGAAGACCUGCCGGGAAGUCAGAGCAGGAUCACGUCGGACCACUUGAGGAUGCAGACUUCCAGGGUCGUGAGGACGGGAGGCCUGGAACGCGCGCCCAGCAUGGAUGGCAGGGAAGAAAUAAAGUCCAUCACUGAGCAGGACAUCUACGACUGGCUGCGAUGAUCAGCCAACGUGCAAGUCGCCGCGUAAGCGCUAACAUCUCGUCCGUAGCGGUGCACCGCUACCCCCGUAAGACUUGCUUUCACAUGAGUGAUACUGUGCCACAAGAUGAUGCAAAGCGCACUGAUGGUGCGUGCUGCCUAACUCGAAUCCAGGAGCUCCCAAACAACGCAGUGAAUUCGGCUGACGACAACAGAACUAAAUGUUGUGCAGCGGACUAAUGGCUUGUUUUUUCUUCUUUUUUUUUUGCCUGCGUUCUUCUUGGAAUUGAUUGAUGACGAAUCAAGGGUGCAUCGAGAUAUUGUAAAAUAUGAAGCAGUGUUUUCUGGCAUACAUUCGCAGGGACCGGCUUCCUCGUUAGCUCCUGCGAUUCCCCAUAAGAUCCAAUGCUUUCCAUCCUUAACAGACGACGAACUCCCUUGGUUGGUCUUCACGAACUUUGCUAGUUAAUUCUGGCUUUGUUCAACGCGCAAUGUAAGACUUAUAGGAACUAUACAGUUGUGCAUAUAGUGCUAAUCGUGACAUCUAUUUGAGAAUUUAAAAAAAAGUAAGGAAGUUACAAAGCUUGCCCUAAUCAAACUGCUUCCACUUCAGCAGUAUCUGUCAGUACAGCUUUGUGUGUAGGUUUAGAGCGGAACUGGAAGCAGGGAAAUGGAGUCAUGAGUACGACGGCGCCAGUCACGAAAAUUUAAAAUAUGGAAGGCUUCGGGCGGUACUUGAGUCCGAACGUAUAUAUACAUAACUUUUAAUCUCGAGUCACUGCGUACGAUGUUACGGGAAAGCCUGCUUUCGUGAGUGGUUUUACUGCCAUUUUGAGUCGUUAAGGCGGCCAGUUUAAAUCAACACAAAAGGGAGUAAAAUAGUGCAUAUACUAGUAGCUUGCGUUAUUCUCGUUUACAUUGUGCUUUGUUCCCUUGAAGAAACCUUGCGCUACAUAGACUGCUUGUUUUGUUUUAAAGCGUACAGUGUUCGCUGCCGUUGACAGAUUUAUGACGAGGCCCUACUGCCAUUUCUGUAUUUAUUAAUCAAGACUUGUUAAAGAUGAAAAUAAAGCGCACUUUACACCA
Messenger RNA from Dermacentor albipictus, 4881 nucleotides. RefSeq lists its product as uncharacterized. The record is from RefSeq and is a predicted model, not a curated record. Lineage: Eukaryota; Metazoa; Arthropoda; Arachnida; Ixodida; Ixodidae.